This is a messenger RNA of Clunio marinus, 1485 nucleotides long. The record is from the annotation of a GenBank genome assembly. NCBI's taxonomy places the organism in Eukaryota, Metazoa, Arthropoda, Insecta, Diptera, Chironomidae.
AUAAAAACAAAACAACAAAAUUUCAAUUUUUUUUACAUUUCUGAAUUUAUUAAAAUGUUGCCUGAUCAAUAUAAAACUUUUCAUGAAAGUUUCAUGAUAAAUAAUAAUGGAACAACUGCUUUUGACACAUUUCUUUUUAUCGUUCCUUCGAGCUUUGCAAUUUUUUAUACAAUAACAAUAGCAGGAAUUUUAAAAAUCAGUUUGAAUAAUGUUCCAAUUCGGUUUCUUGUUGAAUUCUUUACGACAUGUGUGAGUCUCAUAUUAUAUCUUACAGUGUUUAGUGAUGCCAUAAGUCAAAUAGUACUUACUCUACUCAUCAUUACAAUUCCAAUGGCUGUAAGACAACUUCAAGCAAAAUUCCAUCUCACACCAUUUGUUCAAAUACCGUCAGUUCAUCCUGACUUUAUUACAGUCGGGAGAUCGGUAAUAAGUCUUAUAACUGCUGUUUGUAUUCUUGCUGUGGACUUUCAAUGCUUUCCAAGAAAACUAGCGAAAACUGAAAAGUUUGGCUUUGGUCUUAUGGACGUUGGCGUUGGUUUAUUUGUCUUCAGUAACGGAAUCAUUGUUAAACCAUCAGCAUCGGCAUUUAGUAAAAAGAAGUUUCAAAAGCUUCUUGUUGGUUGUUUCCCUUUAUUUAUUUUGGGAUUUUCACGUUUUCUCGUGACAAAAGAAAUUAAUUAUCAAGAACAUGUCACGGAGUAUGGGGUUCAUUGGAAUUUCUUCAUAACAUUGGCUGUAACGAAAAUAAUUGGAACAGUUAUCGAAGGAUUUCUUAAAACAACAGAUCAAAUCAAGUACGCGGCAUUAAGUGUUGUUAUACUUCAUGAGACAUUCCUACAGCUUGGAUUAUCAAACUACAUCUUGGAUGAUAAUAUCACAAGAGAUCAUCUGAUAUCAGCUAAUCGUGAAGGGAUUUUUUCAAUUCCCGGUUAUGUCGCUCUCUAUUUGGCAUCGAUUUAUAUUGGAACUCUUUUGAAAUCUGAUGGACGUGAGUCGAUGAAAGCAAGAGACGUCAUUCAAAAGGCUGGAAAGUUAUUCAUCAUUUCAUUAUUCUGUUGGAAGAUGAUUUAUGUAUGCAAUGGAAUGUUUGGUGUGUCAAGACGAACAGCAAAUAUGGGAUAUAAUUUCUGGGUACUUGCAAUCGGAUGUUUGAUGUUUUCACUCUUCAUGUUCACAGAAAUUUACAUUUACUACACAAACUUUAAUCGUCCACAAUGGCAACAAGUGGAACCCAACAAUAAAUCUCAACUUGAUGUGCCAGACUUUCAUGUUCCGUAUGUUCCACUCAUCCUUCAAGCCAUCAAUUAUAAUGGACUUGCAUUCUUUCUUAUCGCUAAUCUCUUCACUGGAAUCGUAAAUAUUUGCUUUCAAACGAUGUUAUUAAAUACACCAUUAAGUGUAAUCAUCAUCACAAUUUAUACACUUCUCUUGCAACUUGUUAUGGUUUUUCUAUUUAUUAACAAAAUUAAGCUGAAAAUUUGGUAA